Limanda limanda (common dab) is the source of this 1302-nucleotide messenger RNA. RefSeq names its product synaptotagmin-2-like. Bases 1 to 1302 code for a protein of 433 amino acids. Gene Ontology annotation, molecular function: calcium ion binding; calcium-dependent phospholipid binding; clathrin binding. The record is from RefSeq and is a predicted model, not a curated record. Gene Ontology annotation, biological process: regulation of calcium ion-dependent exocytosis; regulation of dopamine secretion; cellular response to calcium ion. The transcript is spliced from 8 exons. Lineage: Eukaryota; Metazoa; Chordata; Actinopteri; Pleuronectiformes; Pleuronectidae. Gene Ontology annotation, cellular component: axon; dense core granule; synaptic vesicle membrane.
AUGAAGUUUAACUUGUUCAGAACACAGGCCGUGGCGGCCGAGGAGCCCACCGGUUCCACCACCACCGUGACCAUGGCCCCCAGCCCAGCCGUUAUCUCCACCACCGCCCUGGACAUGUCUGGCUCCAACAACACAGAGAUCAGCAAGAAUGACAUGUUUGAGGAAAUCAAGAGUAAAUUCUUGAAUGAAAUUGAUAAAAUCCCAUUGCCUCCCUGGGCCCUGAUUGCCAUCGCUGUGGUGGCCGCGUUGCUCCUCCUCACCUGCUGCUUCUGCAUAAUCAAAAAAUGCUGCUGCAAGAAGAAGAAGAACAAGAAAGGGAAGAAGGGCAAGGACGGCUUCAACAUGAAGAACAUGCAGGAUGGCGAGAUACACCAGGACGAUGACGAUGACGAGGGAGAGACCGGAUUGACGGAGGAAGACAAAGAGGAAGAGGAGAAAGAACCAGAGAAACUGGGGAAGCUGCAGUACUCAAUAGAUUAUGACUUUGAGAACACAAAGGUCACGGUUGGCAUCCUACAAGCUGCAGACCUCUUGUCCAUGGACUCGGGAGGAACCUCAGAUCCUUACGUUCGAGUCCUGCUCUUCCCCGACAAGACCAAGGUGCACAAGACCAAAGUGCACAAGAAGACGCUGAACCCCGUCUUCAAUGAGACGUUUGUAUUCAAGGUGCCCUACGAGGAACUCGGCGGGAAGACACUGACACUGUCGGUUUUCGACUACGACCGAUUCUCCAAACAUGACGUUAUUGGGGAGGUGAAGAUUCCCAUGAACACCAUCGACCUUGGACGGCCGAUCGAGGAGUGGAAGGAUCUGGAGAGCGCCGACCAGGAGGAGCCUGAAAAACUCGGAGACAUCUGCAUCUCCCUUCGUUACGUCCCCACGGCUGGAAAACUCACCGUCUGCAUCCUGGAGGCAAAGAACCUGAAGAAGAUGGAUGCCUGCGGAUUAUCUGAUCCUUAUGUGAAGAUCCAGCUGCUGCAGGGGGGUAAGCGUCUGAAGAAGAAGAAGACCACGGUGAAGAAGAACACCUUGAACCCAUAUUACAAUGAAUCCUUCAGCUUUGAAAUCCCUCUAGAACAGAUGCAGAAAAUCUUGGUGGCGGUCACGGUGUUUGAUUAUGACAAGAUCGGUAAGAACGACGCCAUCGGGAAGGUCUUCAUGGGCAGCAAGGCGACCAGCUUGGGCCUGAAGCACUGGUCCGACAUGCUGACCAACCCCCGUCGUCCCAUUGCCCAGUGGCAUCCAUUGCAACCCGAGGAGGAUAUCGACGGUCAGCUGGCAUCUCUGGCGGCCAAGAAGUAA